CAUUGUUGCCCUUCUGAUCUCGCUGAUGCCGCUCAAUUAUUAAAGUGAUUCUCUUAUAAUGCAGCGCACGUCACGGUUGGUUCUGAAUCAAAACGAUGAACGCAUUUUGGCAAACGAUUAUCGAGAAAACUUAUCGCCGCUAACGCAAUGGAUUCACCGGAAGGCCAGGCACGUUUGCAGUUUGUCGAUGGUGAAAAAACGAUUGCCAGUUCUGUCCUGGGCAUCGAGUUAUCAGCUAUCUUACCUGCUAUUCGACACGAUCGCCGGUGUUACCGUGGCCCUGACGGCGAUUCCACAGAGCAUCGCGUAUGGUAUUCUUUCAAAUAUGGGCCCGGAAUACGGCAUUUAUUCCAAUGUGAUGGGCUGCAUUGGAUACGCACUGUUGGGCAGCGUCAAGGACGUGACCAUGGCUCCCACCUCGCUGACGGCAAUUCUGGUUCAGGGCAUCGUCUCCGAGUUGCACUACGGCACAGCUCUACUGACAUUCCUGUCGGCGAUGAUCACGAUCGCAUUCGGGGUGCUGAAUCUGGGCAUUCUCGUCCGUUUCAUCUCCAUUCCCGUGGUGAUGGGUUUCCAGACGGCCGCCUGCUUGACGAUCGGUAGUGCCCAGCUGCGAUCACUGCUAGGAAUCAGCUCCAAAGGCAAAGGCAGCGAUUUUGUGUCAUCCUGGUCGAAUGUGUUGACGCACUUCAGCGAGGUUCGAUUGGCCGAUAGUCUGCUCGGCGUGGGAUCCAUAGCGUUCCUGUUGCUGUUCCGGCUAACAAAGAAUGUAGAAGUAUGCAGAACGCGAUCCGUCUUCAAAUACGCUAGACUGCUGAGUAAUGCGAUCGUGGUUGUGAUCGGUGCUACGUUAGCGUUCCUCCUUACGACGGACAUCGAUCACCCGGUUUUCCACCUGACUGGUCCGGUGAAGGCAGGUUUACCUCCGUUUCAGCUGCCUCCAUUUUCGUACACCAACGAGAAUGGUACAGUGUACAACUUUAGUGAAAUGAUCGGCGUAAUGCGGACCACGAUCAUCACCAUACCGCUGGUUACAACGCUGGAGAUCGUGUCCGUGGGGAAGGCGUUUUCGAGGGGCAAGCUUAUUGACGCCACUCAAGAGAUGAUUGCUCUUGGUGUGGCUAAUCUGCUGGUAUGCUUUUGCUCGCCCGUUCCCGUAGCUGCCUCCUUCACACGAUCUGCCAUCAACAGCAGCAGUGGCGUACGCACCCCGUUAGGCUGUGCGAUCACCGCGACCGUGCUUCUGCUUUCCUUGGCGCUACUGACCGAUGCACUGUACUACAUUCCCAAAGCAACAUUAGCCUCUGUUGUGAUAACGGCGAUGCUGUUUCUCGUAGACUAUGAAGAAAUAGGAAAUAUUUGGAGAACCAAAAAGCUAGACAUGAUUCCCUUCCUCGCUACCGCUCUCUCGUGCCUGUUUUAUGAGCUAGACUAUGGCAUCUUGAUCGGUAUCGCAGUACAUUGUGCAUUCCUGCUCUAUCUGAUGUCCAGUCCACGCUUGACGGUGGAAGUUUGCCUAGCAUCGGACAUCUGCGUCCUUUUGGUUAGAAUCAAUCAAUCUUUGGCGUUUUCUUCUGCUGAGCUACUGCGGGAUUGGAUUCUGGAGAGGAUCGCGGAACAUGAAACGCACAUCGAUCUGGUGGUCAUCGAUGGUCAGAACGUGCAUUUCCUUGACAUGACCGUGGCCAAAAAUAUCGCUAGCAUCGAACGAGAUCUACGGACACGACAGACUAGUUUGAUGUUGUGGCGUUUUGAGGAAGCGGUUGCUUUCACUCUGUUGCGGAUGCAUAAGGAAUUAUUUUUCCCCUUACUGCGAGCUGAUAACGAGUUAGAGCAAGCGGUUUCCAGAUGGAAACAUCUACACGCACAACCUGCACCUAGUUGCUUGCCUGUAACUUCAUAUUCCUGAACCUAUUUGAGGGUAAAAAGUGCCAAAGAAAAGGGAUUGAAAGAUCACAAAGAGGCUUUUGCAAUAUAGAUGUUAUGUAAUUCAAUUUAUACCUAA
This is a messenger RNA of Anopheles darlingi, 2005 nucleotides long. Its product is annotated as sodium-independent sulfate anion transporter-like. Gene Ontology annotation, biological process: transmembrane transport. Gene Ontology annotation, molecular function: sulfate transmembrane transporter activity. The transcript has 3 exons. The record is from RefSeq and is a predicted model, not a curated record. NCBI's taxonomy places the organism in Eukaryota, Metazoa, Arthropoda, Insecta, Diptera, Culicidae. Bases 59 to 1909 code for a protein of 616 amino acids. Gene Ontology annotation, cellular component: membrane.